ACAUUCCCUCCCGGCUGGAGACUCAAUUGACAAUGAAUUCAUACAACUCGCUUCAAGCCUCUCGUGGGUAACAUUUUACAUUCUAGUUGCACAAAAAUAUCUGGAAACACAUGUCUCUCCUUAAGGGCAGGGACAACCCUUUUGAGUCCAAUAGAUCCGCUAAUCCAGGCAGAGCACCCGUUGUAUUUACAGGACCAAAUGCAUCAAGCAAUUAUAGAACAAAACACGCAGAUUACCCAUACUAUAUCGGUGAGAGUAGGUAUAUCUCCCCUGAAAGUACCGGCGACCUAAACUACUUGUAUCGUCCUGCACCUUGUGCUUCAUUUCAAAAACGCAGGGACAGCGAUGUAGGAGAGAUUGGCUGGGGCCAGUGUUUAGGCCAUUAUCUAAAUAGAACAAAUCUCUUCAGUGGCAUGCAAAUCAAGCGAGGGGAAUUCCGAGACCGUGCUGAAGAUAAAGUGACUCAUCGUUAUCAAAAUCCUUGGCAACCUCCUCCUCCUGUACUUGAUCGCCAACCACUUAGCAGAGCCUUCCUGGCAUGGCCCUUUAAAAAAAGAAGAUUGGGGCCCAUUCACACUUCGGAGUCAUCCUUAUUUGAUCCAGCAGUGGAUUGUGAGCCAUUACCACCCUGUGAAGAACCUGUUGCUGUUCCAGUCGGCUAUGAUGAACAACUUGUCGUCAAUAGCUCUUAGUUCAGACAGUUAUAGUUUCUCAUUAUUUUCUCAUCUUUCUUUUUUCCAAAUUGAUGACUGAAAUCCAAUGAAAAUGUUCAGCAAGCUUAAUAUAUCAAUUAGGUUUUAGUUUUCAAAUAGUAUGUGAUUAAUUGAAUCACUGUAUUACAUUCUAUUUUAAAAUGAUCAGAAAAUAUCUAUUAACUAUAUUCAUAAUUUCCAAGCAUAGUUCCAGCACUGCAGACAAAGAACGAUGUCACAUUAGAAACGUUCUCACUCUGCUUACUUUAAUAAAUUCAAUUAUUCAGAAGCUCAUUCAAUAAAAAAAUAUUCAAGUUA
Molecule: messenger RNA, 1010 nt
Organism: Amblyraja radiata (thorny skate)
Lineage: Eukaryota; Metazoa; Chordata; Chondrichthyes; Rajiformes; Rajidae
Gene: spmip2
Product: sperm microtubule inner protein 2
Exons: 5
Coding region: 111-692 (193 amino acids)
Source: RefSeq, a predicted model, not a curated record